This is a messenger RNA of Cladophialophora bantiana CBS 173.52, 339 nucleotides long. RefSeq lists its product as uncharacterized. The transcript is spliced from 2 exons. NCBI's taxonomy places the organism in Eukaryota, Fungi, Ascomycota, Eurotiomycetes, Chaetothyriales, Herpotrichiellaceae. The record is from RefSeq and is a predicted model, not a curated record. The coding region runs from base 1 to 339 and encodes 112 amino acids. Gene Ontology annotation, biological process: nucleoside metabolic process. Gene Ontology annotation, molecular function: catalytic activity.
AUGUCUAGUUCUAAGGACUACACCGUUGGCUGGGUCUGCGCCAUCGCUUCGGAAUACGUUGCUGCACAAGCUUUCUCCGACAGGAGGCAUGACGGACUCGAAUACGUCUCUCCCUAUAGCAACAACGAACAUUUGGGCAAGAUUGGGAAACACAAUGUCGUUAUUACCGUCUUGUCCAAGGCGAUUGGCAUUGAUGGCAGCGCGUCCAAGCAAAACCAUGAUAUUAAUCUGGGGGAUAUCGUGGUCGGCUCUCCCCGUGCGACUGCAGCAGCUGAACCACCGCCCAGUGUCUUUUCCUGGCUGCCCAUAAUAGCGGCGUCCGGCCCUAGUAACCUUUAG